ACUUCCUGGUCUCAGCGCCCUGGGCAACAGCAGCAGCAGCAGCUGAGCUGGGCAGAGGCUGUAUCGGACAUGGGGUCUCUGGGGCUUCUCUGUGGGCUCUUCCUGGCCCUCCUGGGCGCUUUUGUAUCGACGCAAUUUGUGCCCCCGUACACCGAAGAUUGCAGGAACGGCAUGUAUCCUCCAAACGGCCCGACGUUUAGAGGUAACGUCACUUGGUACACUGUAAAUCUGGAUUUACCACCGCGGCAAAGAUGGACCCAGGUGAUCAGCGACAAAAAAACUGAGCUGGGUGCGAUGAUCCAGGUGAUUAAGGACUUCGCUAAUGCCUUUGUUCCGAGUGGAAAACUCAUUGAACUCGUGGAUAAGGAUUUGCCUCUUAUACUGGAUACACUCCCCUCCCCUUUCAAUGAGGAGAUGAAGGGGAUCGCAGAUGCCUCAGGUCUUCCCUUAGGAGAGGUCAUACUUUUCAAUGUUUUCUAUGAGGUGUUUACCGCGUGUACAUCACUAAUAGCAGAAGACACCUCAGGCAAUUUGUAUCAUGGAAGGAAUUUAGAUUUUGGAUUAUUUCUUGGAUGGGACAUGAAGAAUAAGUCCUGGGCAGUAACUGAAAGACUAAGGCCACUCGUGGUGAAUCUGGACUUCCAGAGGAACAAGAAAACCAUUUUCAAAUCAACCAAUUUUGCUGGAUACGUUGGCAUGCUCACAGGAAUCAAACCAGUAAGGAUCCCUUUCUAUGAUGAUGCCAAGAACCAGCUGUCAAAAACCAAAAUGCUAGCUCCGGCCUACUUCAUCCUCGGAGGGAACAAGUCUGGACAAGGCUGCGUUAUAACGAGAUCAAGACGGGCUAGUUUGGACAUUUGGGAGAUUGACCUUGAAAGGGGCAGGUGGUACGUGUUGGAGACAAACUACGAUCACUGGAAAGAGCCGCUCUUUCUGGACGACCGCAGGACUCCAGCCAUGAAGUGUAUGAAUCAGACGACACAAGCUAAAAUUGCACCAGCAACCAUUUACAAUGUCCUGUCAACAAAACCAGUCCUCAACAAGCUGACUACAUACACCACUCUUAUGGAUGUUUCCAAAGGCAAGCUGGAGUCUUAUAUCCGCGAAUGCCCAGAUCCCUGUAUGCCCUGGUAAAAUCCAGCAUGAUUCUCUCUCACUGAAGACCUGCUACUUCAGUGAGAGAGCAUGAUUCUCACUCACUGAAGACCUGCUACUAAUCUUUUGAAGAUGCACAAACAAGACCUACAUCACUCUGUAGAGCUUAAUAUUGUAAUGAUCAUUGCUAAUCUUAACUUUGGAAUGUUAUUAAAAAGAAAAAUACAGCAUAUCUGUCAUUUCAGAAACUUUAAGACUUUUAGUGGGAAGUUAGUCUGCUUUUUAAAAAUGUGAUCUGUAUAUUUUACAGUGUAGUAUUUAAAUCCAUUAAAAAUAAUUUCUCAUUAACACCCAGCAACUUAUCUGUAAUAUCACUGCAAAUUGCGUUCUAAUAUUCAUCUGUAAAAGAGAGCCAUUUCUUGUUUAAUGACUUACUGUGGGAUGGGAAAUGAUAAGAGUAUAUUUUCAGAGUGCUCAUUUGAAUUAAAUUUGAGAACUUAAUUGAAUUAAACAGUUUUUUAACCAUCA
Messenger RNA from Lepisosteus oculatus (spotted gar), 1623 nucleotides. The record is from RefSeq and is a predicted model, not a curated record. NCBI's taxonomy places the organism in Eukaryota, Metazoa, Chordata, Actinopteri, Semionotiformes, Lepisosteidae.